UUCUCUCCCUACCUGUGUUUACGGUAUCUCUCCUUCGUCUUCAUUGCUUAUUUUGCAUUCCUCUGUUUAUUCUAAAAAAAAAGAAAAAUCCGAAAAGUGAUUUAUAUUUUUAAUUUUCAGUUGGAAUUUUGUGUGAUGUUUCAUUUGUUCUUGUUUUAGUGGGUUUUUUUUUUGUAUUUUUUUUUUUGGGGGAGUUGACGAUGUGUGGAGUAAUUGCAGCACGUGUUUACGAAUCGGGAUUUGGAACUGGAUUUGUGAUUAGCUGUGGUUUCUUUAGAAAUGUUUGAUUGGAACGACGAAGAGCUAACAAAUAUAAUAUGGGGUGAGGAUGGCGAGAGUGAUGAUCAUAUAGUACCUUAUCAAGAGGGAAGUGAAAACUGUCGUAGUAAGAAGGAAUGGAGUCAAGAAACUGCGACCAUAAAGUCUACUGAACAAAAGACACCUGGGCAUAAAGUUGAUCUUCAUGGAAGAAAGGUGGAGGGCAGUUCCAAUUUCAAUGCAAAUGGAGGGAUUGCCACCUCAGGAUUUGGCAUGGGCUCGUGGCCAGAGUUAUCUUUAUCUAAUGCAGCCAAAACUGAUCAGGAUUCCAUGGGAAGUGAAGUCUCUAACAAUUUGGCUGAAGUAAAUAAAUAUAGUUCAACAAAUGCAGGGACGACUGAACUUACUAAAGAUUCUCAAAUAUUUCAAAAUCCCAAUGAAGGCAAAGAACAAGGUGAUUUUGUGGACUACAGCUGGGCUAACAUUGGAAGCUUUGAUGAUCUUGAUCGAAUUUUUAGCAAUGAUGACCCAAUAUUUGGCAAUGUAAGUCUUGGUAGUGCUGAUGAGUUGUGGUCUUCAUCUAAAGAGGUAACAAACAGAGCAGCAAAAUCCUUUCCUACUGCUGUGGAUUCUCCUAGUUUAGGUUUAGGAGCAUUAAGGAGCACAUCUGAGAAUUUGGAGGUCAAAAGAGAAUAUGAGCAACAAGAUAACCAGCCAUUUACCCUUAGUAAUGAGAAAUUGGAUGGUUCCACAUCUCAUGGUCUGCAUCAUGUAGAAUUUGCUGGAGAUGAAAGUAAAUCCAUAAUUGAGGAGCAGAUGAAUGUGGAAACCGGGGGAAGAACCAGUGCAUCAAAGUCUCACCUGGUUGCUGAAAAAGUUAUGGCCCCUAAUGAAUUGGGUGAUAAGGCAUAUAGGCAGAAAAAGGUGUUGAAAUUUCGGAAAAAACCUGGAGACAUAGGUGAGGCAAAACUAUUACAGGAGUUAUAUGGUACAUGGACUCCAUCUGGAAACCCAUUGGCUCCAUAUGAGAAUAAUGUGGCAACCUCCAUAGUAAAAUCUUCUCCAUCUUCAGUUGUUGAUCAGCAGAGGCAGCUUCGAGGAUCUGACUCACUGCAAUACCAGCACAUCUCCAAUACAUUUGUGGCCCCUUCCACAUACGGGAAUCUUACAAACCAAUAUCCUGCAAUACCUGUUUUGUCCAACAUUCAGUCUGGGGAAUUUAAAAAGCAACCCUUGCUUUCUUGUUAUGAUGUUUCCCCUAGCAAGGCAAAUCCUGUGAACAGGUCAGUUGAGGCUUCUACAAAACCCUUGAGCAUGACACCUCAGGAAAAAAUUGAAAAAUUGAGGCGGCGCCAGCAAAUGCAAGCACUACUUGCCAUUCAGAAACAACAACAGCAGUUUCAUCAUCAAGUUCCUUGUACCGAUCACUCUGUCAUUCGAAAAUGUAAUCAAGAAAAUCAAUUUCAGCAUGUUGAGAGAGCUGAUGUUGAAGACCUUACCACUCUUGCCUCAUUUGAUCCAAACUCCCCUCUAGAGCAAGAUGAUUCUAAUACAGUCUCUGUCGCAGUUGAUGACUACUCAGUGGAGGAAACAGUACUUUACCGGCUACAAGAUGUAAUUGGAAAGUUGGACAUCAAAAUUAGACUUUGCGUAAGCGAUAGCUUGUUCCGGUUGGCUCAAAGUGCGAUGCAGAGGCAUUAUGCCAGUGACAGAAGCAGCACUAACAAAAGUAGCAGGGAUGAAAAUGAGGUUGCAAAAGAAGAAAAUAAGAAACAUAAGAGGAUGUCUGACUCAGAAACAGAGACCAAUCCCAUAGACCGAACAGUUGCUCAUUUACUCUUCCAUCGGCCUUUGGAGUUGCCAGGAAAGCAUCCUGAGACACCUGAAUCACCUGCUUCCACAAAGUUCCCUUGUGAGCGCAAAUCAGCAAGUUUAUUGGGGUUGCCUAUGGGUUGCAUAUCAGACAAUUCACAUGUUCAACAAAACCUUACCCACCAGGUCUUGAAAGGUCCUUCCCCAUUGGUGGACUCCCAACAUGUGGAACAAUUUAAGAACAGCACUUGAAUAGAUAGUUCUGAGAAUGCAUCAAACUAUGGACCUGCAGAUGUUGGAGCCACUGAUGUUGAAGCCUUGCAGUGAAACUUCUGAAAUUAUUUUAAGGCUGAUUUGACCCUUUCAAGCUUAUCGUGGAGCCAUGAAAAUCUUCUUCGCUUGGCUGGAUCUUUAUCAACUGGCGGGAUCUGAAGCCUUAAAACAUUGUCAUUUCAAGAAUCUGUGGACAUCAUUUGCUAUACUCCAAAACAGUAUAGGUACUUGUAUUUGAAGUCAAUCUUAGCGUCGUAUCUUCGGUCUGUCUAUCCUCUGACGUACUCCCUGGAGACAACUUUGUUUUUGUGUGUCUUCUAAACUAGACCUCGCUUGAUAUGUCAAACCUAAUAAGUCUUGGCGAACCCAAAUUGCCUCUUCUAUUCUUCUUUUACCCCAAUUUGAAGUUCUAAAAGCUGAGACUCAUUAUUGAAUCAAUGCAUCACCUGUCGUUUAUAACUUUAAA
Messenger RNA from Theobroma umbraticum, 2809 nucleotides. Its product is annotated as agglutinin-like protein. Lineage: Eukaryota; Viridiplantae; Streptophyta; Magnoliopsida; Malvales; Malvaceae. The record is from RefSeq and is a predicted model, not a curated record. Gene Ontology annotation, biological process: circadian rhythm; regulation of DNA-templated transcription.